This is a messenger RNA of Portunus trituberculatus (swimming crab), 3078 nucleotides long. RefSeq names its product mucin-2-like. The annotation marks the transcript as partial. The transcript has 5 exons. Lineage: Eukaryota; Metazoa; Arthropoda; Malacostraca; Decapoda; Portunidae. The record is from RefSeq and is a predicted model, not a curated record.
GAUAUCCCCUCGCCCUCAUAUUCUAACUCCCUUUCCUCAAGUCCAGGUAACUCCUUACCUAAAGUCACAAUAACUCCCUUUCCUCAAGUCCAGGUAACUCCCUUACCUAAAGUCACAAUAUAUCCUUUUCUUCAAGUCCGGGUAACUCCCUUACCUAAAGUACCAAUAACUCUCCUCCCUCAAGUUCAGGUAACUUCCUUACCUAAAGUUCCAAUAACUCUGUUACCUAAAGUCCCAGUAACUUCUUUCCCUCAAGUCUCAAUAACUCCCUUACCUAAAGUUCCAAUAACUCCCUUACCUCAAGUCUCAAUAACUCCCUCACCUCAAGUCUCAAUAACUCCCUUACCUCAAGUCUCAAUAACUCCCUCACCUCAAGUCUCAAUAACUCCCUCACCUCAAGUCUCAAUAACUCCCUCACCUCAAGUCUCAAUAACUCCCUUACCUCAAGUCUCAAUAACUCCCUCACCUCAAGUCUCAAUAACUCCCUCACCUCAAGUCUCAAUAACUCCCUCACCUCAAGUCUCAAUAACUCCUUCACCUCAAGUUUCGAUAACUCCCUUACCUAAAGUCAUGAUAGCUCCCUUACCUAAAAUCACAAUAACUCCCUUUCUUCAAUUCCGGGUAACUCCCUUACCUAAAGUUCCAAUAACUCUCUUCCCUCAAGUCCAGGUAACUCCCUUACCUCAGGUCUCAAUAACUCCCUUACCUAAAUUUCCAAUAACUCCCUUAUCUCAAGUCUUGAUGACUCCUUCACCUCAAGUCUCAAUAACUCCCUCACCUCAGGUCUCAAUAACUCCUUCACCUCAAGUCUCGAUAACUCCUUCCCCUCAAGUCUCGAUAACUCCUUCACCUCAAGUCUUGAUAACUCCUUCACCUCAAGUCUCAAUAACUUCCUCACCUCAGGUCUCAAUAACUCCUUCACCUCAAGUCUCGAUAACUCCUUCCCCUCAAGUCUCGAUAACUCCUUCACCUCAAGUCUUGAUAACUCCUUCACCUCAAGUCUCAAUAAUUCCCUCACCUCAAGUCUCAAUAAUUCCCUCACCUCAAGUCUCGAUAACUCCUUCACCUCAAGUCUCGAUAACUCCUUCACCUCAAGUCUUGAUAACUCCUUCACCUCAAGUCUCAAUAACUCCCUCACCUCAAGUCUCAAUAAUUCCCUCACCUCAAAUCUCGAUAACUCCUUCACCUCAAGUCUUGAUAACUCCUUCACCUCAAGUCUCAAUAACUCCUUCACCUCAAGUUUCGAUAACUCCCUUACCUAAAGUCAUGAUAGCUCCCUUACCUAAAGUCACAAUAACUCCCUUUCUUCAGUUCCGGGUAACUCCCUUACCUAAAGUUCCAAUAACUCUCUUCCCUGAAGUCCAAGUAACUCCCUUACCUCAGGUCUCAAUAACUCCCUUACCUAAAGUCCCAAUAACUCCCUUACCUCAAAUCUCAAUAACUCCCUUACCUCAGGUCUCAAUAACUUCCUUACCUAAACUCCCAAUAACUCCCUUUCCUCAAGUCUCAAUAACUUCCUUACCUAAACUCCCAAUAACUCCCUUUCCUCAAGUCUCAAUAACUCCCUUACCUAAAAUCCCAGUAACUCCCUUUCCUCAAGUCUCAAUAACUCCCUUACCUAAAAUCCCAGUAACUCCCUUUCCUCAAGUCUCAAUAACUCCCUUACUUAAACUCCCAAUAACUCCCUUUCCUCAAGUCUCGGUUGGAUCUAUCAUUGAUCCCUUCUACCAACCUAUCAUUCCUAAGAGGCAAUUCACACAGUGCUACACAGAACCCAAACAGCAGGGUUACUGUACUUAUAUUACCACUGCUGUUCCAAAACUGGGGUUGGGCAACUUUGACAACAAGAUUGAAAGUGUACUUCAAUCUGGCAUGUGGCUCUACUAUGAAAACACCAACUACAAUUGUUUCGUCUCUGGGAAAGUUUUCUAUAUCAUUGGCACUAACAUUGGUGUGACUUUACCAUUUACAUAUAGCAGAAUUUUUUCCUCUGUUCGUCCCAUUGGAGGUGAAAAUGCUGAAAAAGGUGACAUGCUCAUUAGCUACCAAGGCGAGCAAUUCACAGGACCUCAAUAUUUCUUCCAAAAUGAUGAUCCCUUAAUGUUGGAGAAAAUUGGGACGAUCUCUUCUAUAAUUGUCCUUGGACAUAGCAAGUGGACUGUAUACAGUGAUGAACACUACAGAGGUGUCGGUGUUUGUGUGUAUUCCAACAUCUACCCUGUGCAACUCAACAUUAAUCCGUACAAUGUUGGAAUGUAUACAAAUAUCACAAUGCUGGGCCUUCCUUACAUCAAAUCUGCAAAAAAGGGUUGUCAGUCCGAUUAUGGAGUCGAGCCCCUAGGUGUGAAUGGCCAGAAUGCUGAUGGAUACUAUGGAGCCAUAAUGUAGUUGUGCAACUGAAGACUGUGAAAUGGAACCCCCACAUCAUACACUAAGUAAAUACAUAUUGUUUAAAAGAAUGAUAUAUGAAGUCAAGGAAUGACUGAUGGAUUAAAUGUAAAUGAAACAUCUCGCAUAAGAAUUGUCCAUGUGUUCAUGAGUCUAGAAAUGAGCUCAUGGGAAAACAAAAAACAAAAAACUGUUUGGCUAUAAAGAAUAAAAGUAUAUCGCUUUCAAAACCUCUGGAAGGGGAUGGAAGAUUUCAUGUCACUACAUUGUAGGAUAAGGUAUGCACAACUAUUAAAGCAUUCUUCUCUUCAUCCUCUACGUAUAUAUAUGAUUUUGCAUAAGAUAACACUACUUCUGAUGACUUUUUCAUUAAUUGAGCACUAUUCAUUGGGAUACACUUUGUUGACCAUCACGCAGAACUUCCCUUAAGCAAUCACCCACACCUGUCUUCUCCACCAUACAUGAGGUAUAAGAAUGCAAGAAUGUAAUGAUAACAAUUUCUUUUUAUUUGCCUAAUGAGCCAAGCAUAUAUUUUGUUGUCUUGUAAAAAUAAUUUACACAUUUUGUACUUGUGAAAUUUUAUGUAGAUUUACAACUCACACAAUAUGUCAGACAACUAAUGCAUUUUUAUACAUUAAUGCAGAAUAAAAUACUUGGAAAGACAGCACUCAUAUAAAAGUAACCAAUCUC